AUGUCCUGCCGAUCUUGCUGUAAUCCAUGCUGCUCCCCCCCACCUUGCCCCCCACCCACUAUUUUAUGCAGGCCACCUUGCCCACCCCGUUGCCCACCUCAGCCAACUAAAACAACAGUUUACCUACGGCCUUGUACCCCUUGUCCACCUUGUUGCGCCAUUCCUUGUCCACCAAAGGUUAUCGUUGCGUGUACACCACCACCGCCACCCUGUCCACCGCCCUGUCCAACUGUGGCGUUCGUUUGCACCAAGAAAAUGGUCCCCUGUAUGCCCUGUCCACCGCCUACUCCGCCGCCUUGCUCCCCUUGUCGUGCAGUUUGCCGAAAAUAUCAGGUACGGAGAGCUAUAAUUUUCAAAGAAAAUUUGCGAGUUAAGAUAAAAAUACAGGAUACAUGGAACUGUUUCAACGUUGAAGAAAUCCUGAUCAGGUAA
Molecule: messenger RNA, 432 nt
Organism: Bombus pyrosoma
Lineage: Eukaryota; Metazoa; Arthropoda; Insecta; Hymenoptera; Apidae
Product: protein PYRICULARIA ORYZAE RESISTANCE 21-like
Exons: 3
Coding region: 1-432 (143 amino acids)
Source: RefSeq, a predicted model, not a curated record